Messenger RNA from Fusarium coffeatum, 870 nucleotides. RefSeq lists its product as uncharacterized. The record is from RefSeq and is a predicted model, not a curated record. Bases 1 to 870 code for a protein of 289 amino acids. NCBI's taxonomy places the organism in Eukaryota, Fungi, Ascomycota, Sordariomycetes, Hypocreales, Nectriaceae. The transcript has 2 exons.
AUGGCCAAACUAUCCUUUAUCAGCUGUCUUUCUCUGGCGGGCUACACUUUGGCCCAACGCAACUCUACGAAUGCAACAUGUCCGGACACAGUCCGCGAUAUCAAAGAAGGCGGUUUUGGUUCCUGGUUCAACUCCACAGGGACAAUCUCCGUGCAAUUCCCACAGCAAGAUGAAUGGCACAUCUCCGUCUCGCUAACAGACAGGCGGGCUGAAAAUCUACGAUACGGAGACUACAGAUCCGACCAGUCGAUCGAGGUGUGGCUCAGCGUUCCCCAGUCCCUGGCCGGGACGGAAAAGGGUAACGAGACAAAUGUCUGCUUGUACAUGAUGAUGGGCAAGAACGUUACGGCGACGAAUGCAACUGCGCCGGAAGACUCGUGCGAUGGGAUUAUCGAUGACAACUGCAUGGAGGAGAUUCUGGAUUUUAAGAGCCCGUUAAAAGACGGACGAUGCCCUCCUAUGAAAAUGGAUUUCAGUUUCGGAUGUGGACAUUUUACUGCAUCUCAAAUCGACCCGAGAAACUUCACCAGCUCAAACUGCACUCUAGAUGAGUUGCAAAACGUCGAUUUAGACGAUGACUACAUAACAUACGGCGGCUUCCCAGGUGGGUCAUUCACACAUGGAGACCGGGAGCUUGAUUCAUUUGAAGCGUACGAUCUGAAAGUGCAGCAGCCGAUUGGUAUGCUCGUCGUAACGCAUUAUGAUGGAAAUGUUAGCUCAGAGAUGGUUUGUAUCGCGCCGAAUGAUUUGGCUGAGGGAAGUCGGGUUCCUCAACUUGAACUUCCUGAUGAAUCUGGGGCUGUGUUACUGGGAGCGGGAUGGACUGGGGUUUUGGUUGUUGGUGUUGCAGUGCUUUUUAGUGCCUUGUAA